Messenger RNA from Aplosporella prunicola CBS 121167, 417 nucleotides. RefSeq lists its product as uncharacterized. The transcript has a single exon. The coding region runs from base 58 to 294 and encodes 78 amino acids. The record is from RefSeq and is a predicted model, not a curated record. NCBI's taxonomy places the organism in Eukaryota, Fungi, Ascomycota, Dothideomycetes, Botryosphaeriales, Aplosporellaceae.
AAACCGUCUGGUGGGGUGUGGUUUGGGUCGGUUGAGUGGGGUGGAAGAGGUUAGAAGAUGCGUGCGUGCGUGCGUGCGUGCGUGCGUGCGUGCGUGUGCCGUGUGCCGUGUCGUGUGGUCUUGGUCUUGUAUGGAUGGAUAGGUCGAUGGGUCGAUGGGUGGGGUUUUUGUGUUUCGUACUUAGUAUUUUAUAUUUUAUGCGGUUUAGCUCCUCUUCCUUGCCUCUUUCUUGCAGCUUGCCUCUGGUCUCUAGUCUCUUACUCUAGUAUAGUAGUGGUCUCUUACUGUAUGUAGUAGUAGCGUAUAUAGUAGAUAUAGUAUAGUAAAGAAGUAAGUAAGUAAGCAGUAGCGUACUACAAGGCGCGUUAGGAUGGCGGGGGAAGGGGAAGAGGAAGGGGGUAGUUAGGUUUAGUUUAG